AUAUAUUUACACCCAAAGAAGCCCCCGUCUCUGUUCUUCCUACUAGAUUAAUAAUUUCUAGAUACCUCGAUAACUUCUUAAGAAAAAAAAAAAAAAGUGAGGAGAGAAAAAUCUAAGAAAAUGGAAAUUGGGCAAUUACCAGAAGAGUGUAUCUCCCACAUAAUCUCCUUCACAUCUCCUCGAGAUGCGUGCAGGUCGUCGUUGGUGUCUCCUCUGUUCAGAUCAGCUGCGGAUUCUGAUGUCGUUUGGGAAAAAUUUCUGCCUUCUGACUACAAAAACUUCAUCUCCCAAUCAGUGUUGAUCCCUGAAACGACACUCAAUGCGAUGCGCAAGAAGAGACUCUAUUUCCAUCUCUGCUACAAUCCCAUCACAAUUGGCAACGGUAACAUGAGCUUCUCAAUAGAUAGACAAAGUGGAAAGAAAUGUUUUGUGGUCGGAGCAAGAGGGCUCUCAAUUGCAUGGGGGGAUACACCACAAUAUUGGAAAUGGACUUCUCUACCUGAGUCUAGGUUCCCUGAAGUGGCUAAGCUCAAGUGUGUAUGGUGGCUUCACAUCAUUGCAAAUGUAGACACCAGAAUUUUGUCCCCGCAAACGACUUAUGUCGCUUGCCUUGUCUUCAAGCUCGCAGAACGCAACCACGGGUUUGCAGAUAGACCAGUUGAGCUGCGUGUUGAUUUCGAAGGAAGAGCGAGCGGGGAAGGACUCAGCGUGCUCCUAGAUUCUCGGAGAAACAUGGCUCUUAUACCUCAAGACCGGGGAGAUGGGUGGAAGGAGGUUGAGAUGGGUGAGUUCUUCAAUGAAAAUGGAGAGGAUGGUUCGGUUUUGUGUAGUCUAAAGGAGGUUGACAAUUACCACACUAAGUCUGGCCUCAUUAUAGAAGGAAUUGAGAUUAGGCCUAAUGUUGGAAUGUAAAAGAGAUAUAUGGCCAGUUUGAGGUUGCUAUGCUUUUAAAAUAAUUGAUGUACUUUUAAUAGAAAUACUUCUUUUUACUUAAAGUAAAAGAAGAAGCAAGAGUAAAAUCUAAAAGUUACAUAUAAGAAUUUAAAAGUUGCAUUAAUUUGUGUGUAAAGUGUUUUUGUACACUUUUACCGAACG
This is a messenger RNA of Morus notabilis, 1095 nucleotides long. Its product is annotated as F-box protein PP2-B10. Lineage: Eukaryota; Viridiplantae; Streptophyta; Magnoliopsida; Rosales; Moraceae. The transcript is spliced from 3 exons. Gene Ontology annotation, molecular function: protein binding. The record is from RefSeq and is a predicted model, not a curated record. The coding region runs from base 121 to 912 and encodes 263 amino acids.